This is a messenger RNA of Triticum aestivum (bread wheat), 1563 nucleotides long. RefSeq lists its product as uncharacterized. The record is from RefSeq and is a predicted model, not a curated record. The transcript has 2 exons. The coding region runs from base 328 to 1164 and encodes 278 amino acids. Lineage: Eukaryota; Viridiplantae; Streptophyta; Magnoliopsida; Poales; Poaceae.
GUCACUCGGCGCCGGAAGGCCGGUCCACUCCUCCCCAUGGUCCAUUUCAUCAAAGCAGAUUACAACAACAAGCUGCCCCAAACAGUAGCUCCUACAGUAGUAGUAGUCGUGCCCUCUCAUCGUCUUCUUCCUCCUCUCUGAAUCAUAAAAGAAACUCAAAAGCCAGUGAAGCUUCCUCUUCCUCCAAUGAAUCUACCUCCUCCGCUGCAUAUAUCCAAGCAUUCUUUACUCGCGCCACUAGCUAGCUAGCGUGCUCUGCAUGCCAACGCCACCUCGUGUCCACUAGCCGUACGUACGUAGCAGCUUCUCUCAAGAGCGCAGCGCGCCAUGAGCAACGUGUUCGGCGUCGGCGGCCAUGGCCGUGGUGACCACGGACAUGGAGGAGGAGGAGGGGAGCAGCAUGGGGGAGCGGACGGCACGCUGCUGUGCUACUUCCACCCGCGGGAGCUGCUGGUCGGGGUCUGCGCGCACUGCCUCCGGGAGCGCCUGCUGCUGCUCCUCGCCGCCAAAAGCAACAACGGCGGGGGCCGCGCGCGCCCGCCGGCCGACGGCGCCAGCUACCUGUCGGCGCGGCCCUACUGCCGGGCGCUCCGGCGCCGGACCGGCAGCCUCUCCAGCUCGCUCCCCAAGGUGUUCGCGCUCGGCUCCUUCCUCCAGCGCCUCGACUCCUCCCGCCACCACCACCACCACCACCCCGACGAGGUCGUCCACGACCACGACGGCGGCGGCGGUUGCGAGGACAAGGACAGGAACGCCGGCGCCGAGGACGACGACGCGGCCUCCGUCGCGAGCCUCGAUGAUUCCUUCAUAUCCAUCAAGUUCGAGGACAACGGCAAGGCGACGUGGGUGGACAGCCAGCAGACGUCACUAAAGCCGGUGCGCGAGGCGCCGGCGGCGGCGGCGGCGGCAGCGACGACCAAGACAACGAAGACGACGGCGUUGGUGGUGGAGCAGGCGAGCCGGCGGGGCGGCGUGACGCGGUGGCGGAAGCAGGUGGUGGGGCGGCUGCUGCAGCUGGCGCGGUGGAAGCGGGCGUCGGGCAAGCAGUCGUCGUCCUCGGCGGCGGCGGACCAGCGGUCGAAGGUGCGCGGCGGCGGCGGCCGGGGCUGGAUCCGGAGCCUGACGCGGCGGCGCGCCGCGCACGGCGAGAGGGCGUGGUCGUGAGCGGGCCACGGCCACCUACACGUCCACACGUGAUCGGUGGAUCGAGGAGUAUGUUAUGUACGUACGCACGUGGCGCUCCUGUUUGUUUGUGACCUUGUGCAUACGGCCAGCCACAGAUCCAUCCAUAGCCAUAUCCAUUUCCAUAUAGCAAUCAUAAUCAUAUAUAGAUAUAUAUAAAUUUACACAGCAAAAGAAGGGAAGAAUCGCAUUAAUAUUCUGCAGAUCUCGUUUCUUUCUUCUUGCAUGAGAGGUGUUUGUUUGUUCCCAAGAAUCUUGCUUGCUCAUGAGUUUUGACAUAUAUAAAAACAGAUUUAAAAAACGGCUCGUUGUGUAUGCAUACAAAUGUAUGUUUUUCGUUCCGGCAACAAGUGCUGCCAUGGUAUUACUCUCAACUCUCAA